AACAACCCUAAGCCCAGCACGGCUGUUUUUUGUAUUUAAUUUUUAAUUAUUCCUUAUUUUGAUAUAAAUAAAGGAAGAUAAGGCACCACCCAACGAGCCAUUACCAGGCUAUCUCAUUUUCUGCACCCCGGUAAUCAACUGGCAAGGCCGAACAAACUCGAAGUGGAAGUGGAAAACGACGGAGCGCCACAGGACGAAAAAGUUGGCGGAGCGGAGGAAAUGACCAGCAACGCAGGAAACAAUGGAGCUUCUGUCCACGGAGGGGGCAACGGGACACUGGAGGGUACCCUCAGCAAGUGGACCAAUGUGAUGAAGGGCUGGCAGUACCGCUUCUUUGUUCUCGACGAGAAUGCGGGGCUGCUCUCAUACUAUACGUCCAAGGAAAAGAUGAUAAAGGGCGUGCGCCGGGGCUGUGUGCGGCUGAAAGAUGCCCUCAUCGGGAUCGACGACCAGGAGGACAACACAUUCACAAUCACGGUGGACCACAAGACCUUCCACUUUCAGGCGCGUCACAGCGAGGAGCGGGAGCAGUGGGUGCGCCGUUUGGAGGACACGAUUCGGCGCCACGCAAACCGCUCCCGGCUAUGGGACAAUCAGAGCACCUAUUACAUCGCCGGUGGCUACACAAAGGAAGGCAGCGCUAGUGGCGCUGUCGGACCAGACGGAGGCAGGAGACAAAACCACCUCGAUCUGCUGGCCCGCCGUGUUUCCGAGGCGGACGCCUAUCUUCAGCUGAUGAUAGACCAGACCAAUCUGCUGGAGAAACGUAUCGAGGAGCUGGAAGACCCGGCCGAACAGGCCAAGUGCAAGGUGCUGCAGGACAACGCCAAUGCCAUGCUGGAUCACAUCAAGCACUCAAUCGUCAGCCUACAGAUUGCCAAGAACAUGGCCCAUCCAAUCAAUGGCAUCUACAAUGGGCCACCACCGGUGACCGCCUCAACGAGCUCCUCCGUCAGCGUAGCCACCAGUAUCAGUAAUCUACCAUCAGGUGAGCCCAAGUCCGUUACGGGCCAAGGGCCUCCGACUGCCAUUGGCGGCGGAAAAGGUGAGCCCUGUGACGACGAGGACGACUCGGUUACGGAGAACGUUACCACAGCCCCCCUCGGCCUGGUUGUGCCCGAAACCUCGUACUCGAGCAGCGAGGGCGAGGAUGACUUCUACGAUGCCUACGAUGAUCCCUUCACUAGCCUUGGUAGCUCCCCGAUUGGCUGUGCCACUCGUGGAUUCGCGGAAUCCACUUCGCCUACCCACGGCAAGGGGCCCGACACCCUUGGGUUGGCUGGUGCCACUGCCGAGUCAGCACCCCUGCCCGAUUUCGAAGCCAAGACCCCCCCUGAGCCGACACUGCCAGAAAACACAAGGAGCGUGGCGGAUUCCGCGCCCAGGGCAACAGCCACCUGCCGAAGUGACAGCUACGACAAUGGAAUAGACUACGACGCUCUGUACGAGGAAGAGGAGGAGACGGACCUCAGCAUGGAGGCGCACGGUUCGAUGAUUACCCACUUGCUCUCACAGGUGAAGAUUGGCAUGGAUCUCACCAAGGUGGUGCUUCCCACGUUUAUCCUGGAGCGGCGUUCCCUUCUCGAAAUGUACGCCGACUACUUUGCCCAUCCAGAUCUGUUCUUGAGAAUCUCCGAGCUGGAUGACCCGCGCGAUAGGAUAGUCCAGGUAUGCCGCUGGUACUUGAGUGCCUACCAUGCUGGACGCAAGAGCGCUGUCGCCAAGAAGCCGUACAAUCCAAUCCUGGGCGAGGUGUUUCAAUGCCAUUGGGAUAUUCCGGGAGAGACCCCUGAUGCCCACGAGGUGCGUGAUGGCCCGGUUCCUUGGUGCCGCAGGGACCAGCUAACCUUCUUAGCGGAGCAAGUCUCGCACCAUCCGCCAAUCUCGGCCUUCUAUGCGGAGCACUACAACAAGAAAAUCACCUUUGCGGCUCACGUCUGGACCAAGUCCAAGUUCUUGGGUCUUUCGAUUGGAGUGCACAACAUUGGCGAGGGCGUAGUCACCUUGGUGGACCGCAGCGAGGAAUACAUAGUAACCUUUCCCAACGGCUACGGCAGGUCCAUUUUGACGGUGCCUUGGAUCGAGCUAGGUGGUUCUGUGGAGAUCAAGUGCCCCCAGACGGGCUAUUACGCGAAUGUGGAGUUCCUCACGAAGCCCUUCUACGGCGGUAAGCGGAACAAGGUCACAACCGAGGUUUAUGCUCCCAGCGAAAAGAAACCCUUUGUAUCGAUUGCCGGCGAGUGGAGCGGCUUGAUGGAAGCCAAGUGGCACGAUAAAAAUAAAACCGAAGUAUUCGUCGACGUAAAUCGCAUACCCAUAUUUAAGAAACAAGUUCGACCAAUCGUUGAGCAGGAUGAGUACGAAUCGCGUCGAGUAUGGAAGGAAGUGACGGCGGGACUCAAAUUCAAUGACAUCGAACGCGCCACCAAUGCCAAAUUCGUGGUGGAGCAACAGCAGCGGGACCAGGCCAAAGUACGCAAGGAGUACGACCUGGCCUGGGAGCACAAGCACUUUAAGCCAGUGGGCGACAACUGGAUCUAUGCCAAGCCACUGAGCCAGCGCAUGUAUCUGCAGGAGAAGGAGGCUAAGAGAUAAUGUUGGCGGUUGCCAAUGCCUGUUUAUUUGGAUCAUAUCAAGAACGAGCCUCUGCUAUAUAUAUUAAAUUCCACAAGUGCGCAAACUUCGGAUUACUCUAACGAUACAACGUAAACAAGUCAGGAUUUGUGAUGAUUCGGUCUGGUCUGGUUAUGAAUUAUUGUAAAUAGUGAAACAGACCAGAAGUGGAAGCCUGAUCGCAAUGAAAGGCAGUUACAGAUUGAACAAAUUUUGUUUUCUAUUAUUAAGAACUAGUGUGUUUCAAGAAGCAAUCGCAAUACUGCAAAACACGAACACCUUUUACACUAAUAAUUAGUUAACUAGCUGCAACUGCAAAGAGUAACCGCAACCAAUACACAAUAUGGGAAUAUCAAAAAGUUGUAGACUACAGAAUUGGUAAAUACAUAAUUAAGGAUAGAAACUAUUUUUGAAAUAAAAGACUCUUCUAUAGACGAAACCCAAUACCGGCAUAUGCAUACGAUACGGCAAUUAGCUUGCUUCUCUAGUUACCCAAGAUCCCAGACCCCCAGACAGACACUGCACAAUAAUUUUUCCAAUUCAUAGUGUUAACUAUACGAAUACCUCUAGUAUUAUAUUUUAAAUUAAAUUCCAAAACGUCACGAUGAUAAAAUAAAAAGCUUUACUAACAGUUCACUAAACCAGAUAAGUCCUCCCCCCAAAAACAAAAAACUAAAACACACACCGAAUGCUACGCUUACAACGUUUAUAUAUUGUUUUAAACUUUAUUUUAAUCGAAACAGUGAUAAAUCACAAAUUGUACCGGAGACAAAAUAAAAUUAUAGAAAAAUAAAUUUUA
Messenger RNA from Drosophila bipectinata, 3412 nucleotides. RefSeq names its product oxysterol-binding protein-related protein 9. Gene Ontology annotation, cellular component: intracellular membrane-bounded organelle; cytosol; membrane. NCBI's taxonomy places the organism in Eukaryota, Metazoa, Arthropoda, Insecta, Diptera, Drosophilidae. The record is from RefSeq and is a predicted model, not a curated record. Gene Ontology annotation, molecular function: sterol binding.